GGUUGAAUCGGCGAAGCGCAUCGCCCACUAAGAGCCCUUUCCCGCUUUCGCGCUCUUCUUUACCCCCCAUUGCCACGAUUGUUACUAUUACAGCUCAUACCGCGCAUCGGAUCUCUGCACAAGUGAUAGACCGCAGUGGAUACGGAAUCAGGUACAGGCUGGAGGCUAUCUGCGAAGGUGAAACAUCCGGAUCUCGACGGCUGAUGCUUGCGCCCCAGGCAGACUCGCGAGGUGCACUUCGCUCCCUUAUCACUAUCAGCGCCCGCGAAUGAGUUGUCGGGCCUCCGCCAGAGCCAUUUCGUCGUUGUACCUGCAUUAUUGAGACGACUAUCACUUCAUAACCUCUUGCGGCCCUUGCACGCCGAGUCAUCGUCAGGACUAUAGGUCCCGCUUUCCGCGUGCGCUCGCCCGCGAUCUGAUCCCUCCUGGUCCAAGCUCCUACUUUAUCAUAUUCUAUUCUAGGAUACUGCAUCGUCAGUCGCAAUGGAUUCGCAGGAUCAACAACAACAGCAGCAACGGGCACGAUCCCUCUCAACGGGGGUUCAAAACCGGAGCCUCAGCCCGUCCUUUCCCCCGCAGUAUCAGAACACCUCGUCCAGUCUCAGGAUUGAUCCCGCCCUCACGGCUCAGGCCUUCCCUGCUGGAACAUUCAAUGCGAAUCCUGUGUCCAGCGCAGCUGAUUCCUAUAACUUUGCUUCUGCAUACCUGGACACCCCCCGGUCUGCAGAGGGACAGUUUGCGCAAAACCAGGGAUAUGCGCCGUCAUUCGACUCUGGUUUCGUAAAUCAGCUGGAGCAACCCGGUCAGAACACCGGCGCAGGCGAAGAGAACUUUUCCAACUUGCUCAACUCGGACCAAUCGAGUUUCGAUUUUUCUCUGUACCAGAAUAACCCUGGGGAGUUCGAUCCAUCUUCACUUCUCGAUCCACAGAUUCAGCAAUCGCAGUCUCCAAAUCAGUCUGUGAACCCUGCUGAUCUUGUCAGCGCCAUGUCAUCUCCUCACAAUCCUACCUCGCCUCAUCACCUGCAGCCGGACCAGCACUCUUCUCCAGGCCCCGCGUCACCGCCGUCUUCGAACCCGGGUAACUACUACCAUCGCUCCCAUUCGCGCCAUACGUCCCUAGAUCCGGCAACUGCAGCCUAUAUGACCGGCCACCCACAGUCAGACUGGCAAGGAAUGCUAGGAAACCCAGCUUUCCAGGGCCACAGGAGAGCCCCGUCUGAACACUCGGAAGUAUCGUCAGUAACACAUUCCCCUUACAUGUCUCAACAUGAAUCGUUCGAUGCCAUCGAAAACAAUCCAUCACCGCUCCUGUCAGCGCAAAAUGAUCCCACUCUCUACGAUAAUGCGUUGGGAAUCGAGUCUUUUACUAUCUCGGAGCAACAGCAACAUGGCUUUAGCCCGGGUCAUAGCCCUUACAUAUCUCCGCAGCUGGGCCCGCAGCAGACUUUGGAUGUUGGGCUGGAUACGCAAUUCUUGGCGUCCAACCAACUGAAUCAAUUUCCGUCCCCGUCGACUGAUAUGUAUCUCGGGGGUGACGGUUCAAUGGCAAACAUGCAAGGAAUAAGUGCUGCGGAGAUGGGACAGGCAACACAGAUGGCGCCGCCGUCUAUCAAUGUGGAGUUUGCACCUCCUUCUCGGAACCCUAGUUUUGGCCCGGGAAAACCGCCUGCCGAUAUGGAUGCUCUGAGCCCUCCUACUAUCCGUUUGCGAGGACGUAGUAAAUCUGACCCCUUUGGCCGUCAAAUGACCCGGCCCAUGACAUCUAGUUCUCUGUCUCCGCAUCUACAACCUCAGGCCUCAUCUCCAAGAUCCCUUUCACCCUUGGAUCCCUCUCCGCGUUCCCAUAGUAAUCCUGGAUCACGUGACCAAUCGCCCUCUAAAUCCGCGAGACGACAGUCCACCUCGUCCCUCGAUAGCCGUAGCUAUCUCCUAGAUCUUGCAGAUCCACAGCGUCCAGGAGCUGCUCCCAGUGACUCGAAGCGUACACAGAAGCACCCAGCGACAUUCCAAUGUACGCUCUGUCCCAAGCGUUUCACCCGUGCUUAUAAUUUGCGCUCUCACCUCCGUACUCACACGGACGAGAGGCCUUUUGUUUGCACUGUCUGCGGGAAAGCAUUUGCGCGCCAGCAUGACCGCAAAAGACACGAAGGCCUUCAUUCAGGAGAGAAAAAAUUUGUCUGUCGCGGGGAACUUGCACGGGGAGGUCAAUGGGGAUGCGGCCGUCGUUUUGCUCGUGCAGACGCUCUUGGGCGCCAUUUUAGGUCCGAAGCAGGCAGGAUCUGUAUCAAACCACUGCUCGACGAAGAAGCUCAUGAGCGCGACCGUGUAUUGAUGGAGCAGCAACAGCAGCAACAGCAGGGUCAUCUCCAGCCUGUGCCUCAACCCAUGAUUAUUCCCGGUAUGGAUGGCCAACCUACGGGUGGCUUUACGCUUCCUGCCGCGUUGCUGGCUCAGUAUCCUGCAUUGCAGACUUUGCAGUGGGACCAGAUUGCUCCAGCGGCAGAGGAUCCUAACGACAUCAGCGGACGUAGCAGCUUUGAUGCUAGUUCUGGUGGCGAAUUUGGAUACGACGAUGAUGAUUCUGGCCUCAAUAGUGGCUAUAACAGCAAUAGAGGAUCAAUGUACGGAGUCAACCAAGGCCAAAUAGCCUAUGGGAUGAAUGACUGGGGCCGUGCGCAGUGAGAUAGCGAAGCCCCCCUGCCUAUGGUUAGGCAAUCCUUCUGAUGCAUUUCAUUAACUCUAUACCGCUGCGGGUCUGUCGGUGCCUUAUCCCGUUCCAUGCGGGGUUUUCUACGAAACACGCCCCAUUUACUUUUUUGUCUCUGCUUCCUCAGAGGAAUGGAUACCAUAUAGAAAGAUUCUGCGGCGUUACUUCUGGAGUGGAAAACAACGGGGUUGAUUUGGAUAUGCUCAUCUUGACGCCUUUUUUGGGUUUAA
Messenger RNA from Paecilomyces variotii, 2940 nucleotides. RefSeq lists its product as hypothetical. Gene Ontology annotation, biological process: regulation of transcription by RNA polymerase II. Gene Ontology annotation, cellular component: chromatin. The transcript is spliced from 2 exons. NCBI's taxonomy places the organism in Eukaryota, Fungi, Ascomycota, Eurotiomycetes, Eurotiales, Thermoascaceae. The coding region runs from base 484 to 2685 and encodes 733 amino acids. The record is from RefSeq and is a predicted model, not a curated record. Gene Ontology annotation, molecular function: RNA polymerase II cis-regulatory region sequence-specific DNA binding; DNA-binding transcription factor activity, RNA polymerase II-specific.